This is a messenger RNA of Talaromyces rugulosus, 378 nucleotides long. RefSeq lists its product as uncharacterized. NCBI's taxonomy places the organism in Eukaryota, Fungi, Ascomycota, Eurotiomycetes, Eurotiales, Trichocomaceae. Gene Ontology annotation, biological process: translation; maturation of LSU-rRNA from tricistronic rRNA transcript (SSU-rRNA, 5.8S rRNA, LSU-rRNA). Bases 1 to 378 code for a protein of 125 amino acids. Gene Ontology annotation, molecular function: structural constituent of ribosome; mRNA binding. Gene Ontology annotation, cellular component: ribosome; cytosolic large ribosomal subunit. The transcript is spliced from 4 exons. The record is from RefSeq and is a predicted model, not a curated record.
AUGUCGAGCGCCAAGGUCAAGACCAACCAGCUCUGGGGAAAGAGCAAGGAUGAUCUCUCCAAGCAACUCGAUGAGUUGAAGACUGAACUCGGUCAGCUCCGUGUUCAGAAGAUCUCCCAGGGUGCUUCCUCCAAGUUGAACAGAAUCCACGAUGUUCGCAAGUCGAUUGCCCGCAUCUUGACCGUCAUCAAGGCCAACCAGCGCGCUCAACUCCGCCUGUUCUACAAGAGCAAGAAGUACCUCCCUCUCGACCUCCGACCAAAGCACACCCGUGCCAUCCGUCGACGACUCACCAAGAACGAGGCUUCUCUCAUCACCGAGAAGCAGCGCAAGAAGAACGUGCACUUCCCCCAGCGGAAGUAUGCUGUCAAGGCUUAA